Molecule: messenger RNA, 786 nt
Organism: Pyrgilauda ruficollis (rufous-necked snowfinch)
Lineage: Eukaryota; Metazoa; Chordata; Aves; Passeriformes; Passeridae
Product: taste receptor type 2 member 7-like
Biological process (GO): detection of chemical stimulus involved in sensory perception of bitter taste; G protein-coupled receptor signaling pathway; sensory perception of taste
Cellular component (GO): membrane
Molecular function (GO): G protein-coupled receptor activity; bitter taste receptor activity
Source: RefSeq, a predicted model, not a curated record
AUGGCACAAGGCAGAGAGCUUGAAGACAGAAGAACCCAGAUCCUGAAGCCUGUAUCCCACUUCUUUUCAAUAAUUUAUCCCAAAUUCCUUCAUGUUCACCCCACAGUUCAACUAAUUGCAACAUUUCAAACCACUUUUAAUUAUUCCAACUUGUGGGUCUCAGCCUGUCUUUGUGGUUUCUACUGCAUAAAAAUUGCCAGUUUCAGGAACAGCUUCUUCAUCUACCUGAAGGGAAAAAUUGACAGGAUGGUGCCCUGGAUCUUGUUGGGGUCAGAGAUCUUAGCCUUGGCUAUGGGCAUCGUUGUCUAUGACCUCAUUGAAACUGUGCAGUGGGAAAACCACACUUUCACCAGCCAAGAAAAUUUCUGGGAAGCAAGAAUCAAAAUGGAUAAACAUUUCUUCUCCUCUUAUUUUCUUGCUGGAUUUGGAUAUGCUGCUUCAUUCAUGGCAGUUAUCUUUUCUGCUGUUUUCCUUCUCUUUUCUCUCUGGAGACACAAGCGCAGGAUGCAGACAAACUCCAUGAAGGACCUCAGCAUGGAUGCCCACAUCAGAGCCAUGAAAUCUAUCCUCUCCUUCUUAACAAUGUACAGCAUCAACUUUGUGUGUUUGAUCUUGACUCUAAUUUAUUCCAUGAAGCACCAAAAUCUCGUGAUAUUACUUGGUUACGUAAUUCAACAUGCUUAUCCAGGUGUUCAUUCCCUUAUUCUCAUUUUCAGCAAUCCCAAGCUGGAAAAGACACUGCUUAGGAUUCUCUGCUGUCUGAUGCGCAAGUUUUGCAUGAGGUAG